CUAAUUCGUAUACUUGAGAGGAAUUAGGUACUUAUAUCGUUGGGUCAGAGGCUAUAUAUACUCAGAAUAAUUGUUUGUUGCACUUGAGUACGAAACCCAACUAAUAUAUUGUUAUGAAAUAGGAAUUUCAAGAAAUACAGCGUAGUCGGCGUACGAACUGACAAUUUUCGAGUCGAGCGUGAAACCAAGGCGUCUCUACGCCAAGCUACUUCUCUGCAUGAGGAGGAGGAUAAAUAUUCUUAGACCAAAGUCACAAGAGUGAGAGUGAGAACACUAUGGAAGUUAUCCUGCUGAAUCGCCUGUCCACAUUUGCCACAAACAUCAAAGAGCAUCAAGUAAAAGCAUCAGAGCUAUGUGCGUGUCGUCCAUGGGGAAAAGAUCAGCUAGAGCAAGCUGCUAUUAUCGCCUCCAAACUACAAUCUAUACUGGGAAGAUUCCAAAGUGAUCUCUAUCAGUACUUCAACCUGUCCAAGGAUCCUAACGCCGAUGAGAUUUCAAAUGUAACUGCGAUACAGCUAGACGGUGAUGAAGUCUUAGCUGAACUUAAUGCAAGAAUUCAAGCCGAUAAGGAUACAAGACAAGUCAAAUCCGAUCCUACAAAAAAUAGGAGCAAGUUACCAGAGUUAGAUUUAAUAUCUUUUCAUGGUGACGUUCUAGAAUGGACUCAAUUCUGGGACCAAUUCAGUUCCAACAUUGAUCAAAGGAAUAUACAAGAUGUUGAUAAGCUACUCUACCUUAAAGCAUCGUUAAAGGGUGAAGCCAAAACCAUAAUCGAUGGUUUAGAAACCACGAAUGACAAUUAUAAGAUUGCCAUAGAUACUCUGAGAGAGAGAUAUGGCAACAGAGUGCAGAUUGUUGAUGCCCACUAUUCUUCCUUAUAUAAGAUUAAGAAGGCCACAAAGCCAGAAGAUUGCAGAAAGACAUUAGAUGAACUCGAGAGACAUCUAAGAGUCUUACAGUCCCUAGGAGAGGAUACAAAUCAAAACCAUUUAAGAUUUCUUUUCAUGGAAAAGUUUCCUGAAGACAUCAUUUAUGAAAUGAAACUAAAAUUGAAGAUUGAAUCCAUUGAGGAAAUAAGAAAACAACUAAACGCUAUCAUAUCAGCAAAAGAAGAUGCCAAGAGGAUAAGCGUUGAGACUAAAGGUAUGGAAACAACCUUUACCACUAAGACUUUACACAUAAGGGAUAAACAUCCGAAGAAACCCACCGGUGAUAAGAGAAUCAAACAUAGAGUUACAAAAAUGAGAGGAAAACCAAAUAAAUUUAGACAAAAUACAUCAACCUUUUCAAAUACAUUCCCGCCUAAGAAAAGGAAAUAUGAGGCUAAUAGUGUAUCGAACAACGCACAAGCAUCUGCUAAACGGAAGAAAUUGGAAUAUUUAUACGUGUACCCUUUGCAAUCAUAUCUGAACAUCACUUAUUCAGUACCAAUGAUGAAUGUUUAA
Messenger RNA from Cydia fagiglandana, 1445 nucleotides. RefSeq lists its product as uncharacterized. The transcript is spliced from 3 exons. NCBI's taxonomy places the organism in Eukaryota, Metazoa, Arthropoda, Insecta, Lepidoptera, Tortricidae. The record is from RefSeq and is a predicted model, not a curated record. Bases 276 to 1445 code for a protein of 389 amino acids.